Mycena indigotica is the source of this 1647-nucleotide messenger RNA. RefSeq lists its product as uncharacterized. The record is from RefSeq and is a predicted model, not a curated record. The transcript has 2 exons. Bases 88 to 1647 code for a protein of 519 amino acids. Lineage: Eukaryota; Fungi; Basidiomycota; Agaricomycetes; Agaricales; Mycenaceae.
GACGAAAAUUGUGACCGUUUGACCAGACCUUGUUCUCUCACUUUGUGCCCAGAGAAGCACAAAGCCCGGUUACCAUGGCUCUCUCUUAUGAAGCAGAGUCCGUUCUCUCGAAGGAAAUUCUCUCGCUCUAGAUACCAAGAGGAGGUGAUGUUUCACAAUAUCAUUCCGCUCAAUGAAAUACCUAGCAAGAUAUGGACAACGGGGCUUUCCUUUGUCAGCCCUCUGCUGAAAAGCUUAACGAACACACCCGUCGACACGCUCCCCGCCAAUGUUCUCUCAGAGAUUUUCAUGUGCACUCUAUCUUUCAACGGCUUCGGGUCCAUCGCUGAACGUGGUCGCCUUGCAUUAGAGCCACUGAUCCUCUCACACGUCAGUCGACGUUGGCGAAGCGUUGCGUUGUCUCAUCCACAAUUGUGGGCAACCAUUUGGGUUGACCGACCUCGCCCUCCCCACGUACCGAUGGUGGAAAUGUGGCUUGAACGGUCGCAGCGAGCCUCUUUGGUUCUUUACCUCCGGCAAACGCAACAAAAUGCGAACUUUACGGACCCAGACGAGCAUGGACUGACGGAAGAAAUCAUCAAACGCUUCAGCAGCCAGUUGUACCGCUGGUAUCGCAUCACCCUUUUCUUCUCUUUGCACACGCAAAAGUCGAUGCUCCUUCUUCCCGAUAAACCUGAUUCGGCUCCACUACUACAGCAUAUCCAUCUCGCCACCAAUGACGACUGGGAUCGCGAGAGUAAGCUGAAGACGGAGAAGAUCUUGCACUCUUACUCCGCCUUGAAGUCUCUCGUCAUCCACCCCUCUACGCUGCAGGUUCAUAUUCACUGGAAUCGUCUCACGGAGCUCGAUACCACUCAAGUCGGCUCACCAGUUGCCAAUUACAUCACUGUUUUGAAACUCUGUCGCAACCUAAUUACUGCUGAGUUGAGAAUCACGCCAGAUUCACUUGACGCACCAUUUGUCCGUCCGUAUCAUCGAGUUUCGCUGCCACGACUCAAAUCAUUCGCCAUUCAUUUCGACCAUACCGAUGCUGCACCGCUUCUUGACUGCCUUGUUUUACAGGCGCUUGAGGGUUUUGCGCUACGAUACACUCGUUCACAUCGUCGUAGCAAUGAUGCCAAUGCUCUCCGUCAACUACUCGCCCGAUCGGGACCUAGCUGCGUGCUUAAACGAUUUGCUCUUCAAGAUAAUCCCCGAACACGUGACCAUACGGCAGCCCAUCACCUUGCUUUCCUCCAAUCGCCACAGAUGCACGGCCUGAUCGAGCUAGCCCUGCAAAUUGAUCUGUGCGAUGAUGUAUUUCGGUUCCUCACGCUAGGUAGUGUGGAAGAUGGGACGCCACGCAAUCUACCCAACUUGGAGAUUGUGUCUUUGAAAGACGUCUCUGGAGAUCACGUGGAGGACCUGGAGCUCUAUCGAAUGGUUGUCUCUCGAUUGGGGCAGAAGACACCACUUUAUGGUGCAGUCUUCAAUCUAUGUCUCAACGGCCACUCUGAAUCGCGGAUUCUACCAUUGCUGUUUGAACGGUGUCGGAAUAGUAGGGUGCAAUUGAAGGUGUAUUUGGCCUCCUGUGAAGACGCAAAUUCAACGUCUGGGUGGUACACGAGUGAACCUAUUCCCGGAGGCUAUCUUACAGACGUAGCUUGA